Molecule: messenger RNA, 3015 nt
Organism: Erinaceus europaeus (western European hedgehog)
Lineage: Eukaryota; Metazoa; Chordata; Mammalia; Eulipotyphla; Erinaceidae
Product: arylsulfatase J-like
Exons: 2
Coding region: 971-2773 (600 amino acids)
Source: RefSeq, a predicted model, not a curated record
UCUAACCUCCAAAGUUUGGGGCCUCCCCCACCCCUCUUCCUGGGGGAAGUGGGGCUAAAAGGACUAGUUCUAUGAUUUACUGGAGGAGAGAAGGGAGGAGGCAGCGAACAGGGCAAGUUCCUGGGCAGGAAGCAAGCUCAGGGCACCUAUGGCACGGACACUUGGGGGAGGGGGGCGUGCAGGCUGGGCGUGGAGCCCCCCCAGUGGGGGGGCAGGACCCUGCUUCUCCGGUGACCACGCCCCAGGACCCAGGACCCGGAGCUGCUGUCUCUACAGAGUUCCUGUGGAGUAGAGCUGCCUGGCAGGGGAGGGGCGGAAAGGGUUGGAAUCUGGGCGCUCCCCUCUCCCUUUUCUCUUUCUUGGUUGCCUGCAGAGUGUUUGGGGGAGACUGGCAGUGAGUUGCCUGGGCGAGCAUCCAGGCCACUAGAGCGCCCCGGGAAAGUGGAAAGAGCGACCCUGGAGCCCGUGAGCUAGGCUGGACUCACUUUAGAGCCGAGCUAGACUCAGGGACUCAGCUUCGGGGCUCCGCAGGUGAGGGGACCCCUCACCCUCCCCCAGGGACCCACUCCUAGUCACCUCACCUGGCCUUGGCUUGCCCCAGGUGACUCUCUCUUGCUUCUUUGAUUCUUUCCCUCUCUGCCAACAACUUCUGGGUGAAGACAUUCACUGUUUUUUGGGUUUUUUUUUCUCUCUCUCUCUCUUUCUUUUAUUUUUAGUAGAAGUUGCUCUGAGCAUAGAGGAGGGAAUAGCUUCUGGUGGCUAAGAACCUCACCUACUUUGCCUUCAAGGGUUCCACCCUGAAGCCACCACUGCCUAGAAGAUUCAGGCUGUUGUUGGACUUGGUGAAGACUGAGGACUCCUGAAAGGUGGAGGCCAGUGCUCCACCUUCUGGAGUCCACCUUCCAGCGUGCAUGAGUGUGCAGGCUGGGGUGCGGGGUGAGAGUGGAGUCCAGCCUGGAGCCCCCAGUAAAUGGACCGCCCGGACAGCACCAGGCCUUUGCAGGCCAGGGUCUGGAGGGGAAAGACCCUAGGCAUGGGGGCGCUGGUUGGCUUCUGGGUCCUCAGCCUCCUGGCCUAUGGCUACCUGUCCUGGGGCCAGGGCAUGGAGAAGGAGGAAGAGGAGGAUGGGGCCUCCAGAGCUCAAGCCUUGGGGAGCUCAGACCCCAGGGAGCCUACCACCUCUCAGCAGCCCCAUCUCAUCUUCAUCCUUACGGACGACCAGGGCUUUCGAGAUGUGGGCUACCACGGGUCGGAGAUAAAGACCCCCACUCUGGACAAGCUGGCUGCGGAAGGAGUUAAACUGGAGAAUUAUUAUGUCCAACCGAUUUGCACGCCAUCUCGGAGUCAGUUUAUUACCGGAAAGUAUCAAAUACACACGGGGCUGCAGCAUUCUAUCAUCAGACCUACCCAGCCCAACUGCCUACCUCUCGACAAUGCAACCCUACCUCAGAAGCUGAAGGAAGUCGGCUAUUCCACUCAUAUGGUGGGAAAGUGGCAUUUGGGUUUUUACAGAAAAGAAUGCAUGCCCACCCAGAGAGGAUUUGACACCUUUUUUGGUUCCCUCUUGGGAAGUGGUGACUACUAUACACACUACAAGUGUGACAGCCCCGGGAUGUGUGGCUAUGACUUGUAUGAAAAUGACAACGCUGCCUGGGACUAUGAUAACGGCAUUUACUCCACACAGAUGUACACUCAGAGGGUGCAGCACAUCUUAGCCUCCCACCACCCCAGCAAGCCUUUAUUUCUAUACAUUGCCUAUCAAGCAGUGCACUCACCACUGCAAGCCCCUGGCAGGUACUUCGAACACUACAGAUCCAUCAUCAACAUCAACAGGAGGAGGUAUGCCGCCAUGCUUUCUUGCUUAGAUGAAGCAAUCAGCAAUGUGACCAUGGCUCUCAAGUCAUACGGCUUUUACAACAACAGCAUUAUCAUCUAUUCCUCAGAUAAUGGUGGCCAGCCCACGGCAGGUGGGAGUAACUGGCCUCUCAGAGGCAGUAAAGGAACCUACUGGGAAGGGGGGAUCCGGGCUGUGGGCUUUGUGCACAGCCCGCUUCUGAAGAACAAGGGAACAGUGUGUAAGGAGCUUGUGCACAUCACAGACUGGUACCCCACCCUGAUUUCCCUGGCUGAAGGGCAGAUUGAUGAGGAUAUUCAACUGGACGGCUACGACAUCUGGGAGACCAUCAGUGAAGGCCUGCGUUCACCCCGGGUGGAUAUCUUGCACAACAUCGACCCCAUCUACACCAAGGCGAAAAAUGGCUCCUGGGCAGCAGGCUAUGGGAUCUGGAACACAGCCAUCCAGUCAGCAAUCAGGGUGAGGCACUGGAAACUGCUCACUGGGAACCCUGGCUACAGUGACUGGGUGCCUCCUCAGUCCUUCAGCAAUCUGGGCCCUAACCGGUGGCACAAUGAACGCGUCACCUUGCCCACUGGAAAGAGUGUGUGGCUUUUCAACAUCACAGCUGACCCCUACGAAAGGGUGGACCUGUCCCACAGGUAUCCUGGAGUCGUGAAGCAGCUCCUCCGCAGACUCUCCCAGUUCAACAAAACCGCCGUGCCUGUCAGAUACCCCCCCAAAGACCCCAGAAGUAAUCCUCGACUGAAUGGGGGGGUCUGGGGACCAUGGUAUAAAGACGAAUAUAAGAAAAAGAAGUCCAGCAAAAAGAAGGCUCAGAAAAAGCUGAAGAAAAGCAAGGCAAAGCCAAAGUGGCAAAAUAAAGCACGCUCGUUUCCAAACUGUCCUUCAGAUGCUUCAGAUGUGACCCGAGGAUAAGUCUGAAUAUUUUCCUAUUUUGGUUUUAUUUCAAUGGACUCUUGGUUUUUCAUGUUUUCUAGGUAAAUGAACAGGUUUGGCUCAAUCCUAUCACUGCCAGAAGCAUCAGACUUUUUGUCAUCCUGUGCCUUCCAGAGAUGUCUGUCACCUGGCUGGCAUAGGUGCCAAAGGUGCUACUCUUGUAAGCCACAUUAAGAUGAGAAUGGAGAGGCUGAUUUCUCUUGCCUCUAGUUAAAAGACAA